Etheostoma spectabile (orangethroat darter) is the source of this 1113-nucleotide messenger RNA. Its product is annotated as claudin-7-B. Gene Ontology annotation, cellular component: membrane; bicellular tight junction. Bases 280 to 909 code for a protein of 209 amino acids. Gene Ontology annotation, molecular function: structural molecule activity. The transcript has 4 exons. NCBI's taxonomy places the organism in Eukaryota, Metazoa, Chordata, Actinopteri, Perciformes, Percidae. The record is from RefSeq and is a predicted model, not a curated record.
UAUUUCCACCUCCCAUUUAAGGUGCGGAAGAAGAACAGGUGCGUGAAGAAUCUCCGAGAAGCUUUAGCUAUAAAUUGAACUAGUCACCGUUGCUUGCUAACUUAUUUUCAGAAAGCUAAGGAAUCCCUCAAUAGAUAACGGAGGAACUAACUUUAUCAGCGACCCCGCGAACUUUGCCGAACCGCGUCGGAGUGUGAGGAGUGGGGGGGAUUUGUACCUUCACAGCAGGUGGACGUCGUCUUUGUUGAUUCGCAAGUCAAGUCGAAGGAGAAGCGGAAAAUGGCCAACUCGGGCUUGCAGAUUUUGGGAUUCGCCCUGUCUCUUCUCGGCGUAAUUGGACUGAUAGUUGGCACAAUGUUGCCCCAGUGGAAGAUGUCCGCUUAUGUCGGGGACAACAUCAUCACGGCGAUAUCCAUGUACGAGGGACUGUGGAUGUCCUGUGCGUUCCAGAGCACAGGCCAAAUGCAGUGCAAGGUCUACGACUCCAUCCUGCAGCUCAACAGUGCCCUCCAGGCAACCCGCGCCCUCAUGAUUGUGAGUAUCAUCGUAGCGGCGGCUGGCUUGGGUGUAGCCUGCAUGGGAAUGAAGUGCACCACCUGUGGAGGAGAUGACAAAACAAAAAAGUCCAAAAUUGCCAUGGCUGGUGGCGUUAUCAUCCUGAUUGGAUCUUUGUGUGCCAUUAUUGCCUGCUCUUGGUAUGCUAACGACAUCAUCAAGGCCUUCUACAACCCUUUCACCCCCGUCAACACAAAGUAUGAGUUUGGGUCUGCCAUCUUCAUUGCCUGGGCUGGAUCCUUCCUGGCUAUCGUGGGAGGUGGCAUGCUGGCAGCGUCCUGCCCAAGAGGAAAACCAUCCGCCAAACCCAAGUAUCCCAUCUCCAGACCCGCCAGCAGCAAGGAAUAUGUUUGAGCAGGACUCGACUCACUGUUAGAGGCUGAAGGAACACUUUGAUAUUUGUGCUAGUCCAACUCAAAGAUUUUUUUUUUUUUUUGUUGAAAAUAUGAAAUGCUAGGUGAUCAGUACUUGUUUUUAUUUAAUAUUUUUAGUUUCUUCAGGGAUACCCUGGGAUGUUACUGUAAUAUUUUAACAAACUCAUUCAAGUUUUAAAUAAUG